AUGUCCUGGCACGUGUUUCCUCUGGAAAUUAAGCAUCAGAUACUCCAAAAACUGAUAGAAGAUGGCGGCAAGUUGGCCGAUUUCGCUACAGUAUCGCGUGAAUGGCAAGAGAAAAUCGAGCAACAUACAUUUGCACGAAUUAGAUUGACGCCUUCACGUCUCGCCAAGUUUGAUUCAAUGACAUCCCGCAACCGAUCUCUGGUGCGCUACUUGUGGCUAUGUCUUGAACUGGACAAAUACUGUUGCAUUGAUUGCGCACUACCAACGUGGGUGUUCAAUACGAAUGAUGAUGAGGGCGAAGUUAUCAUGACAGCACUGCAGAAACUUUUCUCAGUCCUCAGCACCUGGGGGUCGGAGAGCAACUUAUCACUUGACAUCUCUGUAUACUCGCCUAGCGACUCAGAGCACUGGUUUCCACAUCUUACCUUUGAGCCCGAUAUUCCAUGGAACACGGGAGGUCAUGAUCGAGUAGUUGAGCAAGCAGGCCGGGCCAGAGCUGCUGAUGAUCAACAUGACUUGAACAACGUGAAUGUGGAAGACCAUACGCCAAGGGCCGCCAUUGACAGAGUAUUCGGCGAGAUUAUGAAUCAGGAUGAUGCUUUUCUUCUUCCAUUCACCAAUGACGAGCAAGAAGAUGAAUGGUGGCAGCAAUUGCCAUUGGCCCCAGCGGUGACCAGUGUGUUAUUACGUCAACAGAAUCGCCGGCGUUGGAAGCCUCGGGCGCUUGCUCAAAUGCUCUCUCGGUUGCCAAUGCUUCGACAGCUCUAUUAUGAGCCAUGGAGGGAAUGGGGUAAUGGGAAACAGGAAUCCAGAGACGAAUCCCAUCUCAAAUUUCUCGAGUCCCUUGCCUUGACAGAUCUAAAAAACCUGACAAUCUUCGAAAACUUUAACGAAAAGUAUGCGGAGACCUUCAGCAUCAUGGAUUCUAGGUUCAAGAGCAUUCGGACUCCAAGUACAGCUCUUAGUCGAAUCCUCUCGAAAGUCAGUCUCAAUUUUGAGUCUCUCUCGGGGUCAUUCAUGGUGGACGCUUGCGAAUUCUUCAACGCCCAUGGCCAAUCUUCACAGGAGUGGCCUAAUUUGACGUUGUUGGUUCUCACUUCGCAACUAUUGACGCCUCAACAAAGCCACACAGACAUCAUAGAUAUGCUUCAACGAGCAGGAUGCGCGGCCACUCGUAUGCCAAAGCUCGAGACUAUGGAAAUUUGGAACGGACGAAAGAAACUCGCAGCUCACUUUAAAUACGAGCUGAUGAAAGAAGAUCGAUCUGCUAUUAUCACAUGGAAAGGUACAUGGGGCCUCACCUUGCAGCCUUCAGUCGUCGAGAUCUGGGAAGCCGUCACUACCAGGCGUGGCGGCUUUAGGCUUGAUAUUGUAUACGAAACGCUUGACAGCGAUACUAUUCGGUCUCAUGGCGACGCGAUUAUUGGACUGGAGGUUUCAGAGCGAGUAGUCCGGCCUAUUUCACUGCAGCAGAUACGGAUAGAUUGUGACGCUCCUUGGACGCGAACCCUACCACACCUCUAG
Messenger RNA from Trichoderma atroviride IMI 206040, 1524 nucleotides. RefSeq lists its product as uncharacterized. The record is from RefSeq and is a predicted model, not a curated record. NCBI's taxonomy places the organism in Eukaryota, Fungi, Ascomycota, Sordariomycetes, Hypocreales, Hypocreaceae.